Olea europaea var. sylvestris is the source of this 1779-nucleotide messenger RNA. RefSeq lists its product as uncharacterized. Bases 1 to 1779 code for a protein of 592 amino acids. NCBI's taxonomy places the organism in Eukaryota, Viridiplantae, Streptophyta, Magnoliopsida, Lamiales, Oleaceae. The transcript has 6 exons. Gene Ontology annotation, molecular function: protein dimerization activity. The record is from RefSeq and is a predicted model, not a curated record.
AUGCUGGUUACUAAGGGAGGAAUUUCUAGGCAUAAAUUUCACAUAGCAGGGAUAAAGGAAAGAGGUGUGGCAUCAUGUCCUAAAGCAAGUCAAGAACAAAAAGCUAAGUGUGUUGAGGCAAUUCAAGGGACAAAGUCUAAAAAAAUAGAGAAGAUAUUGAAUGAUGCUAAGUUGAGGGAAGAUGUGAAUAUAUCUUUGCCUACAAUAGGUGAGGAAGAAGAUGAAAUUGCUAUUAUUGAACGAGGGAUUAGGAAAAGGCCUAUUAAUGUGGGACCUAUGGAUCAAUUUGCAAGGUGGAUUUAUGAAGCCGGAGUUCCUUCCAAUGCCAUUGAUAAUGAUAGUUUUAAAUUAUUUGUUGAAGCUCUUGGUCAAUAUGGACCGAGUUACAUUCCUCCUUUCCAGUACCAAUUAAGGGAGCCACUAUUGAAGGGAGAGGUGGAGAGGACAAAAGAAACUUUAAAGAAGCAAGAAGAAGAGUGGAAAAUAAUGGAAGCUUCAAAUGAUGCUCAUACAGGUCAAUAUAUAUUUGACUAUGUCAAUGAUUAUAUUAAAGAGGUUGGGGUUGAAAAUGUGGUUCAAGUUAUAACCGAUACUGCUUCCAAUAAUAUGGCCACCGCAAAAUUGUUAGAAUUACAAAGGCCUAACAUAUUUUGGACAUCAUGUGCCACUCACACUUUAAACCUUAUGCUUGAAGGAAUCUCUAAACUUCCCAACUUCAAGGGAGUGAUUAACAAGGGAAAAUCAUUCACUAUUUUCAUUUAUGCACAUCACAAGACUUUGGCAUUGAUGAGAAAGUUCACAAAAAGAGAGAUAGUUAGGCCAGGAGUCACUAUAUUUGCAUCCUCGUUCUUGACAUUGCAAAGCUUGCUUGAUAAAAAACAAGAGUUGAGAAGUAUGAUGACUAGCAAUGAAUGGGAUAACAUGAAAUGGUCUAAGUCUAAAAAGGGAAAAGAGGCAUUUGAUAUUAUUGUUCCGAACGAUUUUUGGAACAUGAUAGACUUGUGUUUGAAGGUAUUCACUCCACUAUUGAAAGUUCUUAGACUUGUUGAUGGGGAAGAAAAGCCUUCAAUAGGCUUUGUUUAUGGAGAGCUACUAAAGGCAAAGGAUGACAUUGCGAACAUAUUGAAGAGGGAAUGUGAUUAUAGGCCAAUCUUGGACAUUAUUGAUGUUAAAAGUAAAGGUCGCCUUGAUAGUCCACUUCAUACAACGGCUUAUUUUUUGAAUCCAUUCUAUUUCUUCAAGAAUCCAUGUAUCAAAGAUGAUUCAUUCAUGAUAAAUAAUUUGAUUGCUUGUGUUGAGAAAUUCUUUCCUAAUGAUCAAAUGCAACAUCAUGUGAUAAAUAUUGAGUUGCAAAGAUAUGUCCAAAAGGAAGGUUCAUUUGGAAGGAGGCUUGCAAUAAGUGCAUGUGAGAACAAUGAUGAAAAUUAUAAACCGGUGAGUUGGUGGGAUUUUUAUGGGAAUGAAACACCCAAUUUGAAGACCGUGGCAAAAAGGAUACUUGGUUUGACUACUAGUUCAUUCGGUUGUGAAAGAAAUUGGAGUUCUUUUGAAGGGAAGAAAAAGGGCAAAAUAGAGACUCUAUUAGAAAGUGAUGCAACUAAUGCACAAUCUUGGAUUGUUGAGGGUUGUGAGGAGGAGUAUGAUUGGGUGGAAAAUAAAAUCUUACAACCUUCAUCAAGAGAUAGAAAUGCUCAGAAUGAUAUGAGGGAGCUUGACGAGGAGGAUUUUGUAUCAGACGACACGGUGGAUGAAUUAGAUGAAGAUGAUGAUAUUGAAUAG